UCCACAUCCGGCUCGAAGAUGGCGGAGGAUAUGUUUGGCGAUUCCUCUCUCUUUGACGAAUUCGAAAAAGAGCGAGAGUCGUCAGGAAGCUUUAUAUUAUAUAAAGUUAAUGAUGAAGGAGAAGAAGACAAAAGUAGAAUUCUUUUUCGGAUGGGUGAUUCCGAGGAGAGCGAAUCAUCAUCUGACGAUGAUUCCGGCGAAAGUGAAAAUGAAAACAACGGAGUUGACCAACUUGAUGAUGCUGAAGAGAAACACGAGGAAACAUCGAUUCAAGUAGACGGCAGUGACAUCGUUAAUGGAGGAAGUUAUCACAUUAAGAAUCGCCAAUCUGCCGAUAGAAAUACCGAGUAUAAGCUGACACAUGAACGCAAUAAGUUUGAGAGAUAUGCAAGAGUUAUUGACUCCACAAGAUUUACUGCAGACUCCAACAGUCCUGCUUGUCAGAUUAUAUAUCAGAAUAACGACUUUUCCAGGAAGUAUCGUACAUCAAUUGAACAGUACAUAAUGCAUCUGAUCAACAGAGAGGAACAAAGCAAGAGAGAGAGAUUGCCAGAUAUACAGCUCAAGUUACAUUCUGACUGUUUCAGAGCUCAAAUCCUGACAUGCCUUGAUUUGAACAGCAAGCUGACUGGUAAACAACGAACCAUGAAAAUGUGGACUUCUCAUGCGAUCAUUGGGAGCAGUCAGUUCCACAGAGAUUUUGUUAUUGAUCCAUUAGGAUGGCCACUAGUGUCCAAUAACCCUUCCCUCACAGACAGCUGGGAAGCUCCCAAAUAUGAACAGGUAUACACAGAUCCACUCCCAUUAGCAGAGGAGGAGUUGGACACCAGUGCUAGUAAACCCCCAAGACAAAAGCAAACAUGUUUUAACUGCUGUGGUGAACACAUGAUAGCUGAUUGUCCAGAGCCCAAAGACUUCACACGUAUCAGACAGAACAGAGACAAAUUCCGUCAGGAUAGUGUGUCACAGAAACCAACGUCCAAAAGAUAUCACUUAGACAAAUCUUUCCAAUCCGAAAGCAACAGUUUUGUACCAGGUGUUAUCAGUGAAGAACUGAUGGAUGCACUGGGGAUCACGUCGCGCUAUCUUCCCUCAUAUAUUUACAAGAUGAGGGUUCUGGGGUAUCCACCAGGCUGGUUGGAGGAAGCCAAAGUACAGAGCUCUGGACUUGUCUUGUUUGACGGCGAAGGAAAUGAGGUGGAUGCAAGUGGGAAAAGCAUGGAAGAUGGUGAAGUCAGUGACAGUGUUCCUAACAAAGGCCAGAUAGACCCUGAGAAGAUUAUAGCAUAUCCUGGUUUUACUGUGGCGGUACCACCAGACACCAUAGAUGAAUAUGAGGAGCUCGGAGCACCCCCACUACAGGAUCACCAAUUGAAGAGCACUCUCACUGCCCAGCUAUCUGGCAUGAAAAGGAAAAUUGAAGAGGUUGAGGAGGAAUCUAGAAAGAAGAGGAGGAAACGAGAAAAGGCCAGCUUGGAGGAGAUGGACUUGUCCGAUGGAGAGGAUGCUAAGAACAGGUCGAUUGACAAUGAUUGCUUUGUUCCACCCCUGCCCAUGGAUACACCGCCGUCAAAACCACCACCUCCAGACAGUACGCCUCCCGUUACUCCUGACACCGUGAAACCUAAACGAUUGCCUCUCACUGGAGAACCACCACUGCCACUUAAUACCCCUCCAGGCAAACCCCCCAUUCCUAAGGAAACCCCACCUCCAACUCCGGAAGGAAUGACUCCAGCAAAGCAUGUGUCUGAAGAUCGAGAGAAGUCGCCAUCACUAGAAGACCUGGAACAGCAGUAUCAGUUGCUACAGGAAAAGUUGUGUGAAGAUGAUGGUGAUAAAGAGGUGGAGCUACAGGUGAUUGACAGCUGUGGACCCGAAGAUGAUGGCUCGGCUACUUCUAAAGAUCAACUGUCUAAGUCUAGCUCUGUAGAGUCUGGCAGCAGCUCUCAAGAUCUCUCUCGGAGCCAAAUGUCUAGGAUGGGUUCUACGGCUUCCAUCACCUCCUUUGGAGAGUUGGGUAGAGGAAGUCCAACUUCCUCACUUCCUGGCACGCCACUUGUGGAACAAAGUAGUAACUUUACAGAACUCAAUUUUACCUUUAAAUCCACAACUGGAUCCAUAUCUCGGGACUUUGGCACGCCCAUACAAAAGAGACAGGGUGUUGCUAGUGAUCUGCCUGACGCAGACAAAUUCGGAGAAGGGAUUAUGGAUCACAUUCCGUAUGAAAAUCUCCCAGAGGCCACUGGUACCUUUGAAAAAAUGCGUGGACUUAUUGACAGAAUACGCACUAAAGUUAGCCUCCGAAAAAAGAAGAAGUCCUGACCAAUGUCACGUUAUCAACAUACCUAGCCUUGACAUGUAUCACUCCUCACCCCAUCGCUACAUACGUCAUGAUGUCACACAGGUGAUUGUCCUGUCACAUUUGUGAUUGUCCUUACCAUAUACAGAAUUUUCAUGGAUCUGUUAAACAAAUGAUGUCAUCAUCAUACUGUAUUGUUGUUAAAUUUCAUAGGGAUAAUAUUUUGAAGUUGCCCCAAUCAGACCUACAAAUGUAGUUCGUGAAUUUGUGCGAGCAUGGCUUGUAAACAUUAUACAGUAAACAGUUACAUACAUAUACAUAUAUAUUCACGGAGUAUUUAUUUACUUGCUACAUUUUAAAAUACUAUCCACAGUGAUUGUAUGGCAGAGAAAUCUCAAUCCGUCUGGGUGAAAUUUGUACAUCUAAUCCUUCGCCGGAAGUAACAUUGGGUUAGAAUUUUUGUUUUUAAAUAGCGCCCCCUCCAGUUUGGAUAAUUGUUGUCAUACCUUCAUUCUGUUGUAGAUGUUAUUUGGCUUUAGAAUACAGAAAUAGUAAUCUGGCUUUUGAUAUCUAAUUGAAUGUUUGUAUGGUCAGAUAUCUUGGUUAUUAGUUUCCCCCUGAUACUGGGUGAGGGUACUAGUCUAUAGCUUCAAGAUUGUAUUCUCGCCCUUUCACACCCUAUCUUGUCGGGGCUGUAUCACCUUCAGUACUACUUGUUAUUCUGACCUGUAUUUUGACCUUUGACCUACACUAAGAAAAGAAGUUCAUUCUUGGCAUAUAACUCCACAUUUGGCGGGGGACUGUAAUUUUUCUGCAUAGCUACCAUACAAGAUUGUAAUGUUGUGGUUCAAAGACAUUAUGUAAUGAUCAGAUCAUUUCUUAGUGGUUUUUUAACCUUUGAAAAUGCAUUAUGUUUUCAACAGUUUGUUCAGUACAAUGAUGGGAUGUAACCUUGUUUCAUCAAAAUGUUUGGUUACCUCCAUAGAUUGAAGUUAAAACUAUCAGAAAGCAUGUUUCCCUUUAAGAAGGACAAAUCAUGAUAGAAUAAUCAAAUAGGAUUUAGUCGUAUGUCUUUUGAUCAAAGGGUAAAUAUUGGACAUAAAGGGAGAUGACCCUUCUCAAAGAGGGAGAUUUUACAUGAAUGGUUUAAUGCCUUGUUAAUAUAUGAAUCGACUGUAAAUAUAAUUUCUGGGUGAAAAAAAAAGAAAUAGAGUUAUUGAUUGCUUUAAUAGGUGAUUACCAAGAGGUAAGUACUUGGUACUAACUACAUGUAGUUAUGUUACUUUAUAUAGAUAAGUGUUCUAUUAUAGCUGUCAAGAAAAGAAUACAAAUUCUUUAAAAGUAUUACAUGAAAAUAUGAUUAAAAAGGAAAAGUAUGGUUACCGUACUUUUCAUAAUUUCCACAAAUAAAGGUUUUCUAGUUUUGAAUAUAUGGUAAAAUUGUGCAAGUGAAAACAACUGAGAAAAACCACAACCGAAUGAAAACAUACCGACACAAAUACAAGUGAUAUAUUUAGAUUUAUUAAACGAAAAUCUCCUGAUUUGUGGAUUCAUUAUCAGAGAUUGAAAAAUUGGAACAACAUUUUUGAGGAUAAGAAAUUUGCAUUAAAAUUCUGGCAUUUGUCAUUCUUGCUUUUCAUCUUCACUCACUAAAUGAUCAGAACUUAUGGCAGCUUAUAAUCUCUGGUAGUGGUAAUCAUUGGUGUAGCUCUGCAGAUAAGUGGAUUAAAUUCAUGCUUUUAAGGAUGAAAAGAAAUAGUUGUAAAAAGAUGCCCAUCCUUCGAGUAGGAAUAUUAUUUGUUACUAAUAAGAAUGUAUUCUUGUUCAAAAUGUCUUAAAGUAUCCACAAAAGUGGCCUUGUGGAAGUCGAGGUUGGGUCAGAUUUUAAAGGUAGAAAUAUCAAUUUUAUGUUGUGUGUGUUAGUAUCCCGGAACAUUGUUCUGCUUAUUACUAAUGCAGGAACUGGUGUUUUGGAAAAAAAAAAUUGAUUUUAUAAUUAUGUUCGAACUAUAUUUUUGGGAAAUAUCCCAAAAUCUUACUCUGUAUUGUUUGUAAAAAAAAGUUUAAUACACGUAUAUAAAUAUAAUCUAAAAGUCGGUAAUCUAAUUGUGCACCUUUCCUAUUCCCAGGUUUUAAAUUAAAAGAUAUUUUGAUUUAGGAUUAAUUCUCUUAAUCAGCUGCUGUAGGUUUUAUUCUUAUUUUAUCAAUCUAAUCUCUUUGAUCAUCGCCUUUUCUGUGGUUUUAAUUCGAUUAAAAAAAACCAAUGUGGUCCUUUUCAAUUUCUAUGUCUUGAAAGUACAUAGUGAUGUUUGAAACUCGGACCCUGUUUGUAGUGAAGGUUUUCUUCCUAGUCGUUAAAAGUCGUAGUCGCUUCAGUCACCACCACAGGGGUUUUAUUAGAUACUAUAAUACAUAUAUAUAUAUGGACUGUCGUUUGGACAAUCGUGCCAAGCCCCUGUGGUCACCACAAUGUUGGCUGAAGUGUUGGUUCGAUUCUUUUUUACAGAUAUGUUAUUUUGAGAUACGGUAUAAGUCAUUGGUGAGUGAAAUAAUACAGGCAGAUGUUAUUUACAUGGUCUGUAAAAAAAAUGACAGAGUGGAAGAUAUAUCAUUUGAUAUUGUAGAAUAUAUGUAUAUUGUAAAGUCGUUUUUGAUAUAGAACAGAAAAAUUAAACAAUUAAAAAGAAAAACAAUUUGUACGA
Molecule: messenger RNA, 5001 nt
Organism: Pecten maximus
Lineage: Eukaryota; Metazoa; Mollusca; Bivalvia; Pectinida; Pectinidae
Product: zinc finger CCHC domain-containing protein 8-like
Exons: 15
Coding region: 19-2322 (767 amino acids)
Cellular component (GO): catalytic step 2 spliceosome
Molecular function (GO): RNA binding
Source: RefSeq, a predicted model, not a curated record